GGGCAGUUCACUGCUAGGUGGGAGGAUCGUGGCGGUGACAGCGACGCUCGGAGUCUCCCGACAAAACUGUCAAAAAGCAAACAACUAACGUCAUGGCGGAGUUAGACCUGGAUCUCGUUGAUGCACUGACAGACGCUCCUCAGAUGGGACCGGAGAGCCGGGUGGAGCGGGACUUUGUGGCUCAGCUGGAGGCGGAGGCUUUUGACGAUAAGGUCGGCGAGACAGUGGGAAAGACGGACUACAUCCCCCUGCUGGACAACGAUGACCCCAGAGCAGACACGGGUACUUCUGCGUUGGAGAAUGGAGAGCAGGAAGCUCAUGGGGCACAAAAGCCUGGUUGUAAGCUGUCCUCAGGAGGACAGACAUCACUGUCACAUCCACAGCCUCAGGGCGAGGUGCGACCUCUCUCCCUGGACCAGAAUCAGGCCUUGGGCAUAGACUUCCUAUCAGCGUCCAUGGCAGGUUACUUAGAUCCUGUGGACUCUCACAGCAGCUCAGCUCAUAUGAUGGACACUGGUGUGAUGGCAGCUUUCUCAGGUUUCUCUCAACCCAGUGAGAUGGGCUUCAGUGUGGAGACGGGAGCUGCACCGCUGCAGGCGGAGAGACCUCCGAGCAUCGCAGAGCCCCAGCAGUCCACACCUGCAGCAGGGUCAGAGGCCCCUAAAGAGCACAGCCCCAUGCUCCCUGAACCACAGGUCCCUCGCAGCCCUGCAGAUGUGUCAUCAGAACAAGGUGCCUUAGGUGACCGCUGGCUAGACCAGGCCGGUUGUCUACCGACAGACCUCCCGUUUACCCCCAGCGUCUCCACGGUGAUCAGUCGCCAUGCAGGCCAUCUUGCAGCCAGCCCCGAUGACCCGCCUGACAGUUGGCCUGGCCGGGAAAGUGUGGCCUAUGCUGGAGGUGACGAAAGAGACGCAGACGGAUCAGACCGCAAACAAAAGAAGAAGAAGAAAAGGCGACAGAAAGACGAGGGCUCGUAUGAACACCCUGAGAGCAGAGGUCACCCUGAGAUGCAAGCGCAGGGAGAAAACACCCCUCCAGCUGACGAGUUCUACCACAGGAUCGGCCCACGGCGGGAUACAGUGGAGGGGGCCUGGGAGGAGCAGCUGGGGAAGAGCGGAGGCCGAGGGAAGAAAGGAAAGAGCAGGAAGAAGCUUCCAGAGGAGUGGGCAGUGAUGGCACAACCGUUUGUUCCUUCAUCUGAAACAACUUCUCAGAUCACAGAGAAGGUGAUGAUUGAUUUAGGGAGUGCAGCUCAUGCAAACCUGGAGUCCUCGUUCCCAGACAUGGACUCCAGCCUCAGCCCCUGGAAACAGGAGGUCUUCUCAGAAGGUCUGGUUCCUGCUCCUCUGUCUGAAGACCUGUUCUCCUCUACAGCUGCUCCCAUUAGCCCACUGGUUCUCAACAGUGAGCUGAAAGCCACAGCUCCUCCCUUCACGAUGCCUUCUCCUACCAACACUGUGAGUCUAGAUUCGGCUCCUCAACCACACGAUCCCUUUGAUCUCCUGAUGGAUACUGAACAUGUGAGCAUGCAGAUCUUUUCUACACCCGUUUCUUCUGAGAAUCAAUCAAAGGUUGGUGACACAGUUGACAGCAAGACGUCUGACAGGACCUCUUCCUUCCAAGAGUCUUAUGUGCAAGGCAUGUCUGAGGAAGAUACCUCAAUCUUCAGCCCCGCCUCUCAGCCGACCCCUGACCCUUCACCACAGGGUGAGGUGUUAGCCUCAGCUCCACCGCUGUCGCCCUCAGAUGCUUCAUGGCUCCUGAACGACUCAAACAUUGGCAGCAACAGUGAGAUGUUUGACUUCAGUGAAAUGAGCUCUUCAGGUCAGCCUCUGGUCUUAGGCUUGUCCUUCAACACCCCGAGUCCAGCACCUCUGCGAUCCCCCAAAACCACAGCGCAGGAAUUUCAAGCCAAACAACACAAAGAUGACAAAUCCUCUCAGAAACAAUCCAAGAAGUCUCGUUCUUCCUCCUCUUCGUCGCCAGCAAAGAGUCCCACCUCCUCGGGAGCGGAGAAUUUCCCUCCACAGGAAUCCCCUGUCGUCAGCCCCUCUUCCCCUCCACCUCUAAACCCUCUGGGCGCUCCAGGAUCUGCUCUUAACCCCACGGCUAAGCCCUUCUUUCCCAGCUUUGCAGACACCAUGGAAGAACCAGCUGUGGUCGCUGCACUUGCUCCCACCAUUGAAGGAAAAUCAGACAAGAUGGAAGAGUCGGAGAAGAAGGUGGAGACUCUCGGGGACGACGUAAAGAAGGUCGACCAGUUUGAGCCUCUGGACAAAGCUGAGCAGAAGAGUGUGAAGGUGGAAUUUUCAGCAAGUGACACUCCAGUCAAUGUAGAAAAGGAAGAGGAGAAGAAAAGAGCAGAGAAAGAGAGAGAUUUGAAAAUGGAGAAAGAGGCACAACAGUUUAAGGAGACAGAAAAAGUGGAAGAGAUGAAGAAGGAACCUGAAAAGGUGGAAGAGAUAAAGAAGAUGGACGAGAUGAAGAAGGAACCUGAAAAGGUGGACGAGAUGAAGAAGGUGGAGGAGAUGAAGAAGGAACCUGAAAGGGUGGAAGAGAUAAAGAAGGAACCCGAAAAGGUGGAAGAGAUAAAGAAAGAACCUGAGAAGCUGGAAGAGAUAAAGAAAGAACCUGAAAAGGUGGUAGAGAUAAAGAAGGAACCUGAAAAGGUGGUAGAGAUGAAGAAGGAACCCAAGAAGCUGGAAGAAACAUUGGAGAAAAUGGAAAUGGUGCAGCAGAAAGUAGAGAAAGAAGAUCAAAUGAAGAAGGGAGAAGAAUCACCAGAGAAAGCAGUGAAGACAGACAAAGUGGAAAUGACAGAGAUGAUGGAGAGCAAACCUAAGAAAGCAGAGAACAUGGUAACGAUGGACACCAAUGAAAAAACAGAGAAGCUUGAGAAAGCAGACAUGAAGGAUGUCAGAGAGCACACGGACAAAGCAGAGGAGAAACCAGAGCAACAACAGACCACUGUCACGUUUGAUACCGGCGAACACAAAGAGGAGAAGAAGAACGAUGUAGAUACAAAAGUCACAGCAGUGGAAGAAAAGACUGACGCAGACAAAGUCAAGAAGACAGAGGAGGACGUUUCUGAGAAGGUGGCGGGAAAACCAACAGUGGAGAGUGUGAAACAAGAGAAGCAGGACCAAACACAGGUGGAAAAAAAGACUGUGGACAAAAAGGAUGAGAAGAAAGACAAGACAGCGAAAGCAGAAGGAGACAAAGUCAAAAAAGCCAAAGCUGCAGCCAAUGGAAGCAAAGACCUGACAGGAGCUGACAAGAAGACCAAGUCUUUUGUCACGGCGACCAAACCGAGCACAGCUGCUAAAAUGCGUCCCAGCUCCACAGCUGCCAGCAGUGGCUCUGGUUCAGCCUCUGCUCGGCGUCUCACCCCCUCCUCCACCUCCUCCACCUCAGACAAAAAAACAACCACAGUAAAGACAACAGCCACAAACACUGCUGGCCCAAAGAGGCCAUCCAACCUCACUACCAGCCGCCUCUCAACCUCCACCACGUCUACAACACGUGAUGUCAAAGCCAAGACGACCACAGAGAAACGUCCCUCUGUGCCAAAGGUCACCACCACCUUCACCUCCACCUCCAAUCAAACAGGCUCCACAGCUGCCACCAAAAAUGGAACUGGUCCCACAGCAGCCAGUAAAACCACCACAUCAACUACAUCAGCACGGACGUCGGCGUCUGCUCGCACUGCUGCUGCCGCUGCAGCCAAAAAGCCUCUGUUGUCCAAGACAAACAGCAAAGCAGCAGAGGAGAAGAAGCCCAGCACUCUGAAGACUUCUGCAGCUGACUCCACCAAACCUAAGACCAGCACCAGCAGCCGCACCACUGGUGCCUCCUCCUCCACCACCACCACCUCCUCCUCUCGCACUCUAACCAAACCGGCUGCACCAUCCUCCACCUCCGGCUCUGUACCAGAGAAGAAGCCGCUGGUGCCCCGCGUCCCCCGGGCUGCUUCCUCCACCACCAUGAAGAGCACGGCUCGGCCCGGCACGGCACCAGCCCCCGACAUCCGCAACGUCCGCUCUAAGAUCGGCUCCACAGACAACAUGAAGCACCAGGCGGGCGGAGGAAAGGUGUCCUCUGCCUCUCAGAACAGGGCUGUUGCUCCCAAAGAAACGAGCCAGAGCAAAGUUCAGAUAGUCUCCAAAAAGCUGGACUUCAGCCACGUCACGUCACGCUUGGGCUCCAAGGACAAUAUGAAGCAUGUUCCUGGUGGAGGGAAUGUGCAGAUACAGAACAAGAAGGUGGAUUUGAGUAAAGUCACGUCAAAGUGUGGCUCCAAGGACAACAUCAAGCACAAGCCUGGUGGCGGCGACAUUAAAAUCGAGUCCCGCAAAUUGAAGUUUAAGGAAAAGGCUCAGUCCAAAGUUACCUCCAUGGAAAAUGUGAACCAUUCACCUGGUGGAGGAAACAUCAAGGCUGAGGCUGAGGCUGAGGGGGCCCAGGAGACAGCAGAGGGGACUGGGACCCCCCUGAGUGGCACCGAGGCCCCAGCCCCAGGCUCCGAGCCAGGGCAGGCUGGGGGCCCCGCUGCCCAGGAGAAUGGGCUGAAGGAUGGGGUUCCCUGUGUGAGUGAGGGCCUCCGGGAGCCCCAGGCUCUGGACUCAAGCAUCCCAGAGACAAGCAUUUAACUCUGGUUCCCUCCUUCCUCUUCACCUCCACCCCCACAACAUCACCUCCACCCAAUCUCCUCCAUGCUUUUUUAUUUUUUUACCUCUUUAUCUCCUCCUCCUCCUCUUCCUCCUCCUCCUCCUCCUCCUCCUCCUCCCCCCUCUCUCUAUUUUCCAACCUCUCUGCUGCAGAUUGAGUCUUUGAAGCUCAACUUCCGCAAGAACGCUCGCUCUCGUACGGACCACGGCGCUGACAUCAUCACGUGUCUGGCCCCCUAGGACAACAACCACCCCCGCCCACAUGGCUCCUCCUAUUCUCUACACCUCCACCAAUCACCAAACCCAGCACCUGACACCACGCAGUGUCUCCCUGUGUAAAUGGUUGGGGGCUGCAUGCUGUGAUGACCCCCCGUCGCCCCCCCCCUCUGCCCCCUCCCUGCUGCACCUGCAGGUGGAGGAGGUUCAGGGGAGCAGCAGCUCCUCCUUCAUGAGGUCAUAACCUGACUGUGCUCAGUAAAUCACUGAAAACCCUCUUCAUCUUAAAUCUGUGGUCACAGCUUUGACGUUGUCUCAACUUCUGCCCCGCCCUCACAUCUGCCCCGCCCACCUGUAGAGACUCAUCUGUGUGAAGGAAAACUUCAGGUCGGCUGACCUUUGCCCUCUCUGUCCUGUGCUUCACCUCUGCUCCACACGUCAAACAAUAGCCAGAUGUGUUUAUUUGUCCCGUGAACAGCAUGGAAACCCUUUCACACUCGUAAACCUCGUUCAGACGCAGUUGAAACAUCUGAUCUCAGAUCUGAUCAGUCAUGAAUGUGUCCACAGAUUCAUCUGCAGCAGUUUCAACUCUAAUCAGUGCUUAAACAUUCACUCCAGCUCCUCUUCAUUUAAAACAGCUGAUCUGUCCUCUCUCCACGUGAGGUCAGAUCAGCUGAUGAGGUCAGAUCAGCUGAUGAGGAUGGAUGUUCACAGCAGGUCUGAACGAGUGCUUGGUCUUUUUCUCGUGACUCUUCCCCAGUCAGUGCUUCAUCAUAAUUCACCGUCAUCUUCAUCAACACUUUCCACAAACAAGCUGAUAAACAAAAUAAAGCUAGACGACAUGUAGCUGUGUGAACUUUGUAGGCUUUAACUCAUGAUUCUCUGUGUUUGUGAUGUUGUGUUUGAGUGACUAAAUCAGCUUUGGUGUUGACUUCACAUCUGGUUUCUGUGUUUGUGAAACCAGUUGUCUUUUAUUUAUUGUAUCUUUGAUUCCUGUAUGAGCAACAGAGUCUUUACUCUCCUGAUAGAACUCGGAACACAACACAAACACACACUCACAGUGAGGAAGGACGUGACCUUCAGAGGGAAGGCGGUGACCUUCAGAGGGAAGGAGGAAAGUGAGGAGAGAAGUGUUCCUUUAGAAAGUUGAUGAGAGUUGUUUUUACGCCAACCUACAAGAGGAAGUUCAGUGAAGAAGAGAAGAUGAGGGAGACGAGGAAGAUGUGUCCGAUUAGUGAUGAUGAUGAUGAUGAUGAUGAAGAGGGACAUCCUGAUCCAGCUGUUGUAGGAUAUUGACUUGUAGUGUGUGUAUGUACGUGCGUGUGUGUGUGUGUGUGUGUGUGUUGGCAGUGGAACAUAUUGUGGCUUUAAUCCCGCUCUUGUGUAGCACCUGUUGCCUCCAGCUGCCUUUGUAAUGCAUGGUCAGAUUAAGAUUAGAUGAUAUAAUCUGAGCAGUGACUGUGAAUGUUGCUCCUCAGUGUAACUGCAGUGUUUCUUCUGUUAGUCACCUGAGACGAGAGCAGGUUUAUUUACAGUGAAUCAGACAAACAGAAAGUAACUCACUAACCACAGUGAAGGCUUUUCUUAACAUGUUUCCUUACUUUUAUGUUAUUAGUUUGAUCAUCUCAGUUUGAUAAAACAAUGCUUAUUAUUAGUUUUUUGCAGAAGUUAAUUGGUGAUUUAAAACCAAAACAAAGACUGGAUUAUUUCAUCUAAAUGAUUAUAAUAACACACUUUAAAGGUGAUCGAUGUGAAAUAUAAACAGCAUGACAAGCACAGUGUCUGCAUCUUUAUCAGUGAAACCAGUAUUUGAGUUUAUCAUGUUUCAUUGAUCAAUGAUGACUCAUCAUUGUUGUUUUAUAUCAUUUUUCACAUAAAUCACCUUUAAUUUGUACAGUUUUAAAAGUUAAAAGUCAUUUUCCAUGAAACAAACCAGGAAGUGACAGUUCGCCCACUGCGCGUUAUACAACAAAAUAAUGCUUAUAUCGUAUAUCACUGCAUAAAACAUAUCAAUCAGUUAGUUUAAUUGACUAAGAAUACAAUUUACUAAUUUUAACAAAAUAAAUAAAUGCCUUGUCAGAAAUUGUAUCAUAUCGUAGCUACAUUCACUGCCCCCUAGUGAUGACAUCAAGUAACAAUAACACUGAGUUUAAUUCAAAUUUAAAGUGAAGAAUGGUUGACACUAAACUGCACCUUAAUGCUUUACGAUUUUCUCAUUUAUGAUAAGAGAGCAAUAACCAGGCUUUUCCACUGCCUCCUCCUGAUCAAUCAUUCAUCAUCAGACAGUCGAACGCCUUAACUGUUGAAUUAAAGCUGGGAAGCAAAGAUCAAAUUCUUCAAACUGAAAUAGGCAAUAAAUUGUGGUUCAUGUUUUCAUGUUUGACUUUGUUGUGAAAGUUUUCCUCCUGGUGCCUGUUCACUGUCAUCACACACACACACAUGUAAAUAGAUGAAUUUACUGAUGAUGUUGGGGGGUCAUGUACCUUUAAUGGUUUCAAGUGGAGGAAGCAUUUUACCAUAACUAUUAUAUUCUCAUCAUUAUUAUUAGGAUUAUGACAAACUGAAAAAGUUUGCCUUUUUCUUUGAAAGGGGCCACUGAAGUGGAAGAAUGUCUUUGAGAUAUAUUAUUGUACUAAAGACGCAACGCUUUUGUAUAUGUAUUUAUGGUUGUGUUUGUGCCGUGAUGCUGACGGGGCGCCGUGACACUGACGUGGCGCUCACGGGGCGCCGUAACGCUGACGUGGCACUCACGGGGCGCCGUGACGCGUCAUACUCUCAGCUUCACAAACGUCACAGGAAGAUUUUAUUAUUUUGAUGUGGUGAUGUACGAGCAGCUUGAUUUACAAAUGUUCAAACUUCAUUAACACGUUAACAAGAAGAUUUCUAUGAAAACACACUAAUAUCAACAAACCCAGUCUUAACAGAUGAAAGUCAUAUUGGAUUAGCUCGUUAAACACAGCAGUGACCUCUCUGGGGUCACAUGAUCUCAUGAUGAAAGAAGUGAGAGUCUAAAGCAACACAAUCACGUGUGGUUUAUCUCUCUCACACACACACACACACAUUGGUUAGAGGUCAGUGUGGAAAAGAUGCACACUGACACACACACAUACGCCAACAAACAGCUACAGUUCCUGCAGAGCAUGAAAAACAACUAUGGGAUAUUUUAGGUAUUAUUAUUAUUAUUAUUAUAAUUAUAAACAUUUACAGAACCUCCUCGUGGUUUUUUGUUUUGUUUUUUCAUUCAGUUGAAUUUUAUUUUUGGUUUGAAAAAGUGUUUAUUGUGAUUACUUGUUAAUUAGUGAUGUGAUUAUUAAACAAAAUAAAAUAAAAUAAAACUCUU
Molecule: messenger RNA, 8226 nt
Organism: Solea solea (common sole)
Lineage: Eukaryota; Metazoa; Chordata; Actinopteri; Pleuronectiformes; Soleidae
Product: microtubule-associated protein 4-like
Exons: 18
Coding region: 93-4652 (1519 amino acids)
Biological process (GO): microtubule cytoskeleton organization; neuron projection development
Cellular component (GO): neuron projection
Molecular function (GO): microtubule binding
Source: RefSeq, a predicted model, not a curated record